Zophobas morio is the source of this 1975-nucleotide messenger RNA. It is a transcript of the gene ArfGAP1, whose product is annotated as ADP-ribosylation factor GTPase-activating protein 1. The transcript has 7 exons. The record is from RefSeq and is a predicted model, not a curated record. Gene Ontology annotation, cellular component: Golgi membrane. Gene Ontology annotation, biological process: regulation of ARF protein signal transduction; regulation of endocytosis. Lineage: Eukaryota; Metazoa; Arthropoda; Insecta; Coleoptera; Tenebrionidae. The coding region runs from base 157 to 1473 and encodes 438 amino acids. Gene Ontology annotation, molecular function: GTPase activator activity.
ACCAAUCACCAAUCGAACUUUUCACACGUCAACAUCAUUUUUGACAUUUACCUAAUUUAAAUAAAAUUUAAUUUAUUUUAUAUAAAAAAUGCCGAUUUAUUAACUUCGUGCCGUACCAAAUUGGUGCCCCUUGCUGGUUCUAAGUAAAGAGUGAAAAUGGCAAGCCCCCGGACCAGACGUGUGUUACAAGAGUUAAAGCCGCACGACGAGAACGAUAAAUGUUUCGAAUGUGGCACCCAUAACCCUCAAUGGGUGUCCGUAACCUAUGGCAUAUGGAUCUGUCUCGAGUGUUCUGGCAAACAUCGGGGCCUCGGCGUGCAUUUAUCCUUUGUCCGUUCCGUCACGAUGGAUAAAUGGAAAGACAUCGAAUUAGAAAAAAUGAAAGUAGGGGGCAACCGCAACGCUCGCGUAUUUUUCGAAGCACAACCCGACUGGGACGACCAUAUGACCAUUCAACAGAAAUACAAUACUAAAGCUGCCGCCCUUUAUCGAGACAAAGUUUCGACGUUAGCUCAAGGAAAGGCCUGGGAUGAGAAAAAGUCGCCAGCUCAGAACUACACAGGGAGUUUAAUUAAUAGUAGCAAUAGCUAUAGUACUUCUGGUUCUUACUCAAAUUCAACUACUACUUACCAGAAUUCGGACUCCUAUCAAGGGGGGUACCAGAAUUAUAAUUCGACGGAGUUUAAAGACCAGAAGGAUGCGUUCUUUGCGAAGAAGCAGGCGGAAAAUGCCAAUCGGCGAGGGGACUUACCUCCUAGUCAGGGUGGCAAGUACAGUGGUUUUGGAUACACGAUGGAGCCGCCCCCGAGGAGCCAAUCGCAAGAAUUUGUGGAUACAGCAAUUUCUUCUUUAGCAAGCGGUUGGUCAUUUUUGUCUUCAUCUGCCAGUAAAAUAGCAACCAAAGCUACCGAAAACGCCGUCAAAUAUGGCGGACUUGCCACUCAGAAGGUAGUUGAUAUUAGCUCACAUGUAGGUGACAAGGUAAAAGAGGGUACUUUAUUAGAAGAUGUAGGAAAUCAGUUUACUAGUCUCACCAAUAAGAUGGGCGAAUUAGGACGUAAGGGUUGGAAAGAAGUGGCUGGUGGUAGUAACAGUGGGGACUACCAUUCGGGCGGUUAUGGGCAAGUCGGUGGUGACAACUACCAUUCGCCUGGAGAAAAAUCUUCACUAGUUAGCAGCGGUAACGGCUAUGUUAGGGACGACGACUGGAGUUGUAGUAGUCAACAAGGCUCAAAGGCAUCUAGUCCAAAAUCUCCAGGUCAGAAUUGGGACAGUAGUUGGGGCGGUUAUCAAAGUGACCCUCAAGGUUACCAGUCUGAAUCUAGGGAAUAUUCGGGAAGCAGCGCCACAUCGCCAACUGGCUCCAUCUCCCAGAAGCAUAGUAAAAAAGAGAAAAAGUCCAAAGAGCAGAAGAAGCCUAAUUGGGACGAUAAAUGGGGCGACGACGAACUAUGGGAAAGCCUGAAUAAGUAACAACUGUGACCAAUUUAGACCAAUUAAUUUGUGAAAUAAUAUUCAGCAUCAUGGAUGUUCAUUAUUUUAAAUCUUUUUAUUAGAGAAAUUAUAACUCUGCUAGCUCAGUGUUACCAACGGACUUUUAUUAAUUUAUUUAUUAUCAUUAUUAUUUACUUCAUUGCAACAAGACGCAAUUAUCGAUGCUUAGAGCAGCGUACUUUGAGAUUAUUUAUUUUAUUACUAUUUUUUGUUUAUGGUGAACCACGGUCAAUUGAUUUAUGUAACGAAGACUGCAAAAGAAAUGGGAAACUUCCUUAAAAUUUGUCGUGUUGGUCAGUGUUGCAACAGCACAAACCAUAAAUUGACGAAACGCAUUUAUUGUUGUCCAUUGCCGUUAAUGUAAAUAUUUUCUGUAGCAUACAAUAGUUUAGCGUAAUUUAAGGCAGACGUAUGUUAUAUAUUAUGAUAAACAUGUUUUACUCCAAAUUUUAAGGUAAAUAAAUAUUAUUUUAUGCAUUAA